AGUGCAACUUUCUUUUCGUUAAAAACAAUUCCAUUUAGCUUAUACUGAGUUGGGUCGCGGACAUGGCUCCGAUACCCCGCACCGUUGAAGAGAUAUUCAUAGACUAUAGGGCUAGAAGAACUGCUCUUGUUAACGCUCUUACACGUGACGCGGAUGAAUUUUACAGCCUCUGUGAUCCAGGCAUGGAUAAUCUGUGCCUCUUUGGUCAUGGGGAUGAGAGCUGGGAAGUAGCCCUACCAGCAGAGGAAGUUCCGGCGGAACUCCCUGAGCCAGUUCUUGGAAUCAAUUUCUUUAGAGAUCGCAAAAGCCGCAAGGAUUGGUUUUCUUAUGUUGCUGUGCACAGUGAUUGUUGGUUGCUUGCUGUGGCCUUUUAUCUUGCAUUCAGACUUGACAAAUUCCAAAGGCAACGUUUGUUUAGUUUGAUCAAUAAUCUUCCCUCCGUUUUCGAAGCUGUGACUAAGUGGAAUAAAUUACGAAUUACGAACGUGCCAACCGAGGGUGGUAGUUCAAGCAAAUCUACUCAGAAAAACUCUACGAAUCUAGAGGCAAUAAUACAAUGUAGAAUCUGUGAAGGACAUUACAAUCCAAAUGAAUUUUGGAUCGGCUGCGAUGUAUGUGAGUGUUGGUUCCAUGGGAAGUGUGUUGAUAUUACCCCUGAAGAGGCUGAGACCAUAGAGCAAUAUGAAUGCCCAUCAUGCAGCUUGAAGAGUAAUACAAGGCCCAGCAGAACUACUAAAGAGCCUAGCUGGAUGAAAUAUUACUGUACAAUUUAGAUAUUUUACCGUUAUCAAAA
Cajanus cajan (pigeon pea) is the source of this 793-nucleotide messenger RNA. Its product is annotated as PHD finger protein ALFIN-LIKE 2-like. The record is from RefSeq and is a predicted model, not a curated record. Gene Ontology annotation, molecular function: transcription coregulator activity; transcription cis-regulatory region binding; histone binding. Gene Ontology annotation, cellular component: nucleus. Lineage: Eukaryota; Viridiplantae; Streptophyta; Magnoliopsida; Fabales; Fabaceae. Gene Ontology annotation, biological process: regulation of DNA-templated transcription.